Neodiprion virginianus is the source of this 1961-nucleotide messenger RNA. RefSeq names its product UDP-glycosyltransferase UGT5-like. The record is from RefSeq and is a predicted model, not a curated record. NCBI's taxonomy places the organism in Eukaryota, Metazoa, Arthropoda, Insecta, Hymenoptera, Diprionidae. Gene Ontology annotation, molecular function: UDP-glycosyltransferase activity. The coding region runs from base 135 to 1730 and encodes 531 amino acids. The transcript is spliced from 5 exons.
CGUAUUUCGAAUUCUCAAUAUCAGCGUCAAAAGACUUGAGUAUGUAGAGUUAACACGAUGAGAUACUACACGUUAGUUGGCGACGCGGGGAACCCUCAUGCUUGCACUAGUGACGAAAUUUCGAGCGGUCGAAGAUGUCGCGACAGUUGGUGUGGCAAUCAGUAUCACUGAUUCUUUUCGUUACUGUAUGGGAAUUCGGAAAUGCAUCGCGAAUACUCGCCGUAUUUCCAUCAGCCUCGGUCAGUCAUCAGGUAGUUUUUCGUGGAUUGACCCUGGCCCUUAGGGAACGGGGCCAUGAGCUCGUUGUCGUGACGCCAAACCCGGUGAGGGACCCAAAUCUGAAGAACUACACCGAAAUAGACGUCAGCUACAUCUACGAUCCCAAUAUAAAGUUGGACCUGAUAGAACUGCGGAGAAAAAUGAACUGGGCUGAAUGGAUUUGUACAGUGGCAGACGGGUUUCACGUGGUUAGUGAACAAAUCUUUGAUCAUUCUGAGUUCAAAAAGAUCUACGAGUUAGGCAGCGGUGAAAAGUUUGACUUGCUGUUGAUGGAGACACUUUAUUUUCCAGCAUUUCUAUCACUUGCCAAACGGUUUGACGUUCCGAUAAUUGGAAUGACGUCCCUUAGUCUGACCCUAAACUUGCAAUACUCUAUCGGAAACCCGAUACUAUCUACACAUCAAUCGAUUUGGGACUUGCAGAGAAACGAAAUGUCUGAUCCGCCGACGUUUUUCGAGAGGCUGAGGAACUUUAUUAAUGUGUGGAAAUACAUUUACUAUUUCAACACGGAAUUUAUGCCUGCGCAGCAUGCCAUUGCGGAAAAAUAUUUGGGAAUCGAGAUUCCGGAUCUUGGCGAAAUCGAGAGAAAUCUCAGUUUAAUUUUCACCAACCAACAGGCGCCGAUUUCCUACCCCAGACCAAAUGUACCCACUGUGGUUGAAAUCGGUAACUUUCACGUCUCGAAGAAGAGCGAGCCUAUCUCGAAGGAUCUUCAGAAGACCCUCGACGAAUCCAAACAAGGAUUUAUAUACAUGAGCCUUGGAUCUAACGUGAAAAGCACCAUGCUGGACAAGAAAUCACGGUCCGAGUUUAUUGCCGCAUUUUCCAAACUUCCCUACACGGUAAUUUGGAAGUUUGAGGACGAAUUUCUACCCGGCAAACCGGACAACGUAAUAAUAAUCAAGUGGGCCCCGCAGCAGGCGAUUCUAGCUCACCCAAACCUGAAAGCCUUCUUGUACCAAGGUGGACUUCAGAGCACGGAGGAAGCGAUUUCUCACGGCGUCCCUGUGAUCGGUUUCCCGGUGAUGGCCGAUCAGGACAUGAAUGUUAACAAAAUGGUGUCUCUUGGUGCCGGAAAGAAGUUGGAAAUCACUGACGUAAAGAGGGACGAUUUGAUUGAAGCAAUACAAUCCGUUGCGACGGACGGCAGCUACAAGCAAAAGAUGCUCAACUUGCGCGAACUGUUGAACGACAGGCCGCACGAUUUAUUGGAAAACGCAGUUUGGUGGACCGAACACGUGAUUCGUCACAGAGGCGCCUCUCAUCUGCACUCCAGCACCGCCGACGAGCCGUGGUACCAGCGUCAGGAUAUGGACAUCAUUUUUGUCGUCACCGCCGUAUCUCUGAUAGCGUCAACUUUGUCUCUGAUCAUUGCGUAUCGUUUGUUGAGUUACAGUAUUAACGCUUUCAGUCAUCAACAAUUACCGGUGAAAAAAAAGAAGAAGAUGUAAAAAGCUAGUUAUAUUUUAUCGGAAGCGACGUAAUAAAAAAAUAAGGUAAAUAAAAUGGCAACGACAAUGAAAUAACCUGUUGAACGCGUCGGCGGUUCCAGUUGUUUUCCAUUUCACAUCAACCUCUGUGAAUCGAAUACUGUGAAAAGUGCAACAAUGAAUUGCUCGUUGUCAGUUUAAGCAAUCCUUCCGAAACUGGGCGAUAAAUCAAUGAACCCCUUGAAGCGAGUC